GCUCACGCACCGACGCUCGGUGCCCAGCCCGCGUCCUUACCCCGCCGGUGCUCCGUCCGUCCCAUCCGCUCCGUACCUGUCGCUCCUUCCUGCGUCUCCGGAAAGCUGAGGUCGGGCGGUGGCAGCUCGCACGCACCGUGGGGUCGGCGUUCGUCCCCGUUGCAGCCCGGCCCCGCUGACCGGGGUCCGUGCUCUGGGCCCGAGCUCCGCGUUGCGCUGCGAUAGGGAACGGCACCGCGCUGGGCUCGGCCGGGCGCUGCCGUGUCUCGGCCUGCCCGUAACGGGAGCCUCCACGAAGGGGAACAAGCUGCCUUAUCUUGCUUGCAAAAUCCUGCUCACCUGACCAUUGAUCGUUGAGUCUGCAGCCACAGGAAGAGAGAGAUUUGCAGUUGGGGCUAUGAGGAAGAUGAGUUUCCAGCUGCUUUUGCCACUGCAUCUUUUGUAAAGCUCCUGUGUUACUCAGUGUUCCUGAACCUGCCUCCUCUCUCCCAAGAUGCUCAGAAGAGUCCUGUGUACCAUGUUGCUCGUAGGAGCCUUGCCAUCGCUGGCUGAGGGGUCCCAGGGCCACAUCUCUGUGGUCUUGCUGGGAGCCACAGGGGAUUUAGCCAAGAAGUAUUUGUGGCAGGGUCUGUUCCAGCUCUACAUAGACCAAGUGAGCAGUGGCCACAGCUUCACCUUCCACGGGGCUGCGCUGACAGAUCUGGAGCUGGGGCAGAAGCUGAUGUUUGAUGUGCUGAAGAAGCUGUCCUGUCCCCCAGAUGAGUCUCCCAACAGGUGUGCUGUGCUCAAGGACCAAUUCCUGAAGCUGAGCCAAUACCACCAGCUAAAAACUGCUGAAAACUACACUGCACUGAACAGGGAGAUUGGGAUACUGCUUCACCAGGAGGGGCUGAAGGAGGCUGGAAGGAUUUUCUACUUCUCAGUACCACCAUUUGCCUACACAGAGAUUGCCCGGCACAUCAACAGCAGCUGCAGGCCGCCUCCAGGUGCCUGGCUGCGUGUGGUGCUGGAGAAACCUUUUGGCCAUGACCUGGAAUCAGCCCAGCAGAUGGCUGCAGAGCUGACAAGCUUCUUCAGGGAAGAGGAAAUGUACCGGGUGGACCACUACCUUGGCAAACAGGCUGUAGCUCAUAUCUUGCCUUUUCGAGAUCAGAACUGUCAGUUUCUGGAUCCAAUUUGGAACCGACAUCAUGUGGAAAGAGUGGAGGUCGUCUUGAAGGAGACUGUGGAUGCUAAAGGCCGCACCAGUUUCUAUGAGCAGUAUGGAGUCAUUCGGGACGUGCUGCAGAACCACCUCACUGAGGCCCUGAUGUUCCUGACCAUGGAGCUCCCAGGCAACCUGAGCAAGGCCGAAGAAGUCUUGCAGUGCAAGCUGCAGGCCCUGCAGUCCUUGCGAGGCCUGGAGAAACAGAGUGUUGUGCUGGGUCAGUAUCAGGCGUAUGCCAGCCAUGUACAGGAGGAGCUGCAGAAGGGGCAGAACUAUGUCAGCACAACACCGACCUUUGCAGGUGUGCUCGUCCACAGUGACAGCCUGCGUUGGGAAGGGGUUCCUUUCCUCCUUACUUCUGGAAAAGCUCUGGAUGAACGGGUAGGUUAUGUCCGGGUUCUCUUCAAGAACCGGGCCUACUGCACACAGAGUGAGGCUUUGAGGGAUGCAGGGCACAGCCAGUGUAAACCCAAGCAGAUUGUGUUCUACAUUGGACAUGGAGUGCUCAACACCCCAGCAGUGCUGGUGAGCAGGAACCUUUUCAGGCCCAUCAUGCCAAAAAGCAAUUGGAGAGAAGUUGUAGGGCAGCCUGACCUGCACAUUUUUGGACAGCCACUGUCUGAUUACUACGUGUACAGCCCUGUGAAAGAGAGAGAUGCGUAUUCUGUCCUCAUCUCCAACAUCUACCAUGGCAGGAAAGACUUCUUCAUAACCACUGAGAAUUUGCUGGCCUCCUGGGCAUUCUGGACACCGCUGCUGAACAGCAUUUCCCACCAGGCCCCCCGCCUCUACCCUGGUGGAGUGGAGAACCAGCACUACUUAGACUUUGAAAUGGUGAGUGGGGAACUGGCAUUCACAGUGGCAGAGCCAGUGGAAUUGCUGAACCCCAGCGGGCCAAUGCCAAGUGAUUACAAGACGAUCCAGUCGAAGUUCCGAAAAAGCCCCUUGGUCUCAGCAUGGUCCGAGGUCUUGAUUUCCCAGCUGGCUUCUGAUGUCGAGAAGACAGCAAGCAGAGCCGUGGCACGCUCUGGGCAAUUCCACCUGGCCCUCUCGGGCGGCUCAAGCCCGGUGGCCCUAUUCCAAAGGCUGGCAAGACACCAUUAUGACUUCCCGUGGAGGCACACCCACCUCUGGCUGGUGGAUGAGCGUUGUGUCCCACUCACUGACCCAGAGUCCAACUUCUUCAGCUUGCACAACCACCUCCUGCAGAACAUCAGAGUUCCCUACUUCAAUGUCCACCCCAUGCCUGUGCACCUGCACCAGCGGCUCUGUGUGGAAGAGGAUGGAGGCACAGAGCUGUAUGCCAAGGAGAUCGUGGCCCUGGUGGCCAACGCCAGCUUUGACCUGGUGCUGCUGGGGGUGGGCACUGAUGGGCAUACUGCCUCACUGUUCCCCCACUCUGAAAACGGCCUGGAAGGGGCUCAGGCUGUGGUACUGACUGAGAGCCCGGUCAAACCUCACCAGAGGAUGAGCCUCAGUCUGCCCCUUAUCAACAAGGCCCAGCAGGUGUUCGUCCUAGUUAUGGGGAAGGGCAAACAUGACAUCACCACACAGAUCAGCAGGGUGGGCCGUGAGCCAAGAAAAUGGCCUAUCUCGGGUGUCAGUCCCAGCUCAGGACAGCUGGUGUGGUACGUGGAUUAUGAAGCUCUGCUUGGAUGAUGUUCCUAGUGUCCCUUCUCUGUGGUUGCCCUGGCUCUUACAGCCUGGAUUUUCCUAUGCAGUGUCCUUGUUUUUCUGUUGCCAGCAGCAGGUUCUUCUCUGACAGAGUGCUGUCACCUUCUGGGAAAUUGGUGGCCUGCAGUGCCUGUGGCAUUUGAGCUCAGCUCAGUGUGCAGAGCUAAGCAAGAGCCAAGAGCCCAGUGCGGCACUGCUGGCUCUGCCAGGACUGAACCGUGACUUUGGACAGAUUACCUCACCUUGAAGUGCCUCAGUUUUCUCCUCUCAGGCUUUUAUGAUUAUUAACACUGAGCUACCUCGCAGACACAAUGGGAGACAAAUUAAAUACCUGCCAGAAAUUUUCUUUUUUAUUCUCAGGUUUGAAGAUGGACGUGGUAAUGACAUGUCUGUCUUCUGCUCAGCUUUGUCUGGGACGUUGGUGUGGCCUCAGCAAAAUAAGUCUUGUGUGCACAUGAGUUUGUUGUCUUAUUCAUUGCAGCCCAUCAUGAUGUCAGCCAGCACAGACCAUGGCUGGGCUCUCCUGCAGCUCUCAUGGCAUGUGUCCCCUAAAUGCUGACACCAAUUUGUGAGCUCUCUGUAGUUCUGGGUCUUUGCCAGUUGCCAAGCAGCAGGGGCUGAGUCUACACGCGGUAAUUUGCUGCUUUCCUUAAGUGGGUAGCUGGUACCAUGGGGGAUGGAGAAGGAAACAACACUGCUUUUUAGGCUGUUAGAGUAAUGGGGACAGGGUGAGGAACACAGCAGUUUACAAAGCUGUUAUUUCCCUGCAGCACAAUAAUUAUUGAGGGAAAACCUUGAUGUUCAGAACAGUCAUUUAUGUUUAGCCAGCAAAGGAGUGGUGUUUUCCUUAUCCAUCUUCUGUGUUUAUCUCAUUCUCUAAAACAUUUUUUGUCUGUCCUCGGAGUUGAAGUGUGCCAUGCCAUUCAGUGGCUUAUAAAAUUUCUGUGGGAGACAGCUUUAAAAACCAUCCAUGUGUCCUGUGUUACAUUGUGCAUUAAGGUAGUUACAUGUUUGGGGAUGGGGGUGGGAUUUCAGCUCCAGGAUACUGACUUAGAAUGGCAGGGAAUUUUCUCCAUGCGUCCACUUUCAGUUGUUUGGUCUGAUGUUUGGGUGGUCCUGUGUGGAGCCAUGAGUUAGACUCGAUGAUUCUUAUGGGUUCCUUCCAACUCGGGAUAUUCUGGAUGGAGGUGGUGGGGCUGUGGGUGAUGCAGGGACCCCAGUGCUGAUGCAAAAUGGCACUUGGACUCCAGAAAGCAGCAGUGAAUUGUGUGGCAUGGGGCUGUGCCACCCUUCACAGCUCUGUAUCCUCCAGGAGAAAGUGGGAUCCUCAGUAGUUGUGCCUGAAAUUUGGUGACCCUUCACAGACCUGCAGUUCCACAGGAUGUGGAAGGAAGGAGACUUUGUUUGAAGCAGCUGGAUGAUAAGUGUUGGCCUCAAAGCCUUCCCUGCAUGGGGUAUCUGCUGAAUCCUGGUAAGGAGGAUGCGAAUCAGGCUGCAAAUAAUUGCUGUGGUCUGGCGGCACAUGGAACGGUUUGAAUGGCCCGUGCUCCCAGGUUCUCAAGUCCUUGCCUUUCAGCAUAAUGCUCAUCUUAAUGCAGAAAUCAGAAUUCUUAUCCUCCGCUAAUUGUGCAGAUAAAAGAGUACUGAGCAACCUCCAGAGAGCCUGUUAGUUGUCAGCAGUCUCUAGGCAAACAGGGUCAGGGAGAGCAUGAGUGGCAGAAACUGUGGGCUGCAGGAAGAGGCCAAAUGCUCAGGGACUGGCUGUGGUUUCUGGCAGCCCCCUCCCAUAUGGUGCUGAAAAAUGGCAUUUUUUGUGCUGCAGCUGACUAAGCAGAGCUGAGCUGUCCCGAUGCACAUCACUUGGCUCUUGCGUGGUAAAGGAUGGGACUUCUGGUGUAGUUAUAUCAUCUGCAGAAGAAAGACGAGUGCCUUUCCUGGGCGGCUCUAACAACUGGGAUGCUUGGUUAUCCCUUUAUUCUGUGUGUGCUCAUCUGUACGUUUGCUGCUGCCUGUUUUGUGGUUUCAGCUGGCUUAACUACCAGCAGAAACACAAAAGGGUGAGAAUAAAUUGCAGGGGAAGAGAAUAGCAUAGAAAUGCAGGAGGAAGGCAAGCACUGCAGGCACCUUAGUGCAAGUGAAGUCUGGAGUAAGAGAAGUUAGCUGGAAUAAGUAGAUGAGUGCUAGCAAACACUGGCUCUAAAAUAUACCACAGUGACUGAAACAGCUGUGCGGAGGAAGAUGUGUUGGGUCUGGUAUGUCCAUAAAUUUAAACGUCAUUUUCCUCCUUUAAACAAAGUAGCCAUGUUAACUUGAAUCUAGUUCUUGUGUGCUUAGGGUGAGGGAACAAGUUAUAACGAAAAAUGGACCUAUGUGAGAAUAAAUACGUUGUUACAAAUGGCAGAAUCUAUUCCUACUUUACAAAUACUGGCAUUUGUGUUUUCUUGUUUCUGCACGUUCUUUUAUAAAGUUUGAUUGAUACCUUUCAAAAUAAACACUGAUCUUUAUUUCUAGAGGGGUUUAUUUGCACUUCUAAAUAACGUUGUUACCACUGCCAGCCCAAGAGCAGCUGUUCUUUAGAGCUGAAGAUAGGGAUCAUUUGGGAGGUCCCCAAUGGGCCACUCUGAAAUUCAUCCUGCCCUUAUAAAAAUCCAUUAGAAACUUGUGUGUCUUUUCCUCAGUGAGCAUAGCUGUUGGGGUUGCACUGUAUAUAUAUUUUUUCCACAGACGUUCCUUUUAAACUCUUUAAUACUUAGCAUUUGCCAAAUGAGAAAUAAAUAUUUUGCAAUGUAUAACAUUUGUGACUGGCAAAAGAGAUUGGGGAUGGGAAGAAGGGCAGAACCAGCAACAAAUCUGAUGGAGAAGAAUGGUAGAAAUCCACUGGGCUAUAGGCCAAGGAGCAGUGCUAUUUUUAUUUUGUGAAAGCUAUUAAUGGGAGGCGUGCACCUUCCUGAGGGAUUGUGUAUUAACCUUUCUUUGCAGAAGCAAAUCCAUGGAGUAACUGCUUAGAGUCUCUCUCUCCUAAGUGAAUAUUGAAAACAAUUCCUUUUUUUUUUUUUUUAAUGACAAAUGGUUUCUUCAUUGCAUUCCUGUGAUUCAGUGGUGUGAUAUUUACUGUUUUACAGAAAACUAACACUGGAAUUCAUUUUUUCUCACUGUAACUUUUAUAACUCAAGCUGUAAAAUCUUAUUUUCCCAUGAGUAAAUUUUGUUUCCUUUCA
This is a messenger RNA of Meleagris gallopavo (turkey), 6098 nucleotides long. RefSeq names its product hexose-6-phosphate dehydrogenase/glucose 1-dehydrogenase (gene H6PD). Gene Ontology annotation, cellular component: endoplasmic reticulum. Gene Ontology annotation, biological process: pentose-phosphate shunt, oxidative branch; pentose-phosphate shunt; glucose metabolic process. Gene Ontology annotation, molecular function: NADP binding; 6-phosphogluconolactonase activity; glucose-6-phosphate dehydrogenase activity. Lineage: Eukaryota; Metazoa; Chordata; Aves; Galliformes; Phasianidae. The record is from RefSeq and is a predicted model, not a curated record.